AUGGGAGAUGCAAACCCUUGGGAAAUACAAAAUGUUGAUACAACAAACAUCUGCUACAAUGUUAAAGCCGGGUGGAAUGACAACAUUCAUUCAUUCGCGACCUCCGCGCUUGGUAGCGACAGCACUCAUGUCUGUGUUUUCUGGAAAGACUAUGACUGCCAAGGUGAUCACACAAAUGAACUUGAGUAUGCGUUCGAUCUGGCGCACACCUGCAAGACGAGUUCGAAAUGGCAUAACAAUAUUUCGUCGUUCAAGUGUUGUGACAAGCCAAAAUGGAGCCAAUGUGUGCCAGGAGCUGCUAAGCCGACUUGUAAGCCAAUGCCAUAG
Messenger RNA from Cadophora gregata, 327 nucleotides. RefSeq lists its product as uncharacterized. The transcript is spliced from 3 exons. The coding region runs from base 1 to 327 and encodes 108 amino acids. The record is from RefSeq and is a predicted model, not a curated record. Lineage: Eukaryota; Fungi; Ascomycota; Leotiomycetes; Helotiales; Ploettnerulaceae.